AUGGCUGGCAACCAGCAGCCGAGGGUGCUGCAAGCCCUUGAUGUGGCACGGACGCAGUGGUACCACUUCACGGCGAUCGCCAUCGCCGGCAUGGGCUUCUUCACCGACGCCUACGAUCUCUUCUCCAUCUCCCUAGUCGUCGACGUCAUCGGCCAUAGGUACUAUGGUGGCCAGCCGCCUCGCGGGGUCUCCGCCGCCAUCAGCGUCAUCGCGCUCUGCGGCACCGUCCCUGGGCAGCUCGUCUUCGGCUGGCUCGGAGACAAGAUGGGCCGGAAGCGCAUCUAUGGCUACACACUGAUCCUCAUGGUCGUCUGCUCCCUCGCCUCCGGCUUCUCCUUCAGCAAGCGUACCGGCAAAAGCGUGGUGACCGUCCUCUGCUUCUUCCGGUUCUGGCUCGGCGUCAGCAUCGGCGGCGACUACCCGCUCUCCGCCACCAUCAUGUCUGAGUAUGCCAAUAAGAAAACCCGCGGCGCAUUCAUCGCCGCCGUCUUCGCCAUGCAAGGUUUUGGCAACCUUGCUGCUGGGAUUGUCGGCAUGAUCACAUCAAAAGCCUUCGAGAAAGCAUCGCCCAAUGACGUUGACUACGUCUGGCGCAUCGUCCUGAUGAUCGGCGCCAUUCCGGCGCUGCUCACCUACUACUGGCGCAUGCAGAUGCCGGAGACGGCACGUCAACGAUACUGCGACAUUUGGAUAUAUCAGUCUUAA
This is a messenger RNA of Lolium rigidum, 705 nucleotides long. Its product is annotated as putative inorganic phosphate transporter 1-13. Gene Ontology annotation, biological process: transmembrane transport. The record is from RefSeq and is a predicted model, not a curated record. NCBI's taxonomy places the organism in Eukaryota, Viridiplantae, Streptophyta, Magnoliopsida, Poales, Poaceae. Gene Ontology annotation, molecular function: transmembrane transporter activity. The transcript is spliced from 3 exons. Gene Ontology annotation, cellular component: membrane. The coding region runs from base 1 to 705 and encodes 234 amino acids.